Talaromyces proteolyticus is the source of this 1570-nucleotide messenger RNA. RefSeq lists its product as uncharacterized. The transcript has a single exon. Bases 389 to 1507 code for a protein of 372 amino acids. Gene Ontology annotation, molecular function: zinc ion binding; DNA binding. The record is from RefSeq and is a predicted model, not a curated record. Gene Ontology annotation, biological process: DNA-templated transcription. NCBI's taxonomy places the organism in Eukaryota, Fungi, Ascomycota, Eurotiomycetes, Eurotiales, Trichocomaceae.
UGUGCCCCAGAUUGAUGACUUACUGCUCAUUCUGGAGUCCACGACGAAAUAUUGGUUCAUAUGGCCGGCACAGCCUCCAGGAUGUAAUGAAGGAAAGAUAGAAUACCCUUUUGGAAAGGCAGCAGCGGUAAAGGAUUUUAUCCUCUCAUCCUUUGAAUUGAGACAGCCACUUCAUAUUGUCAAAAGCAUUCUGUGGCUUGCAUUGUGCAUCCAACAGCUUCCAGAAAAUGCUAUCCAAGAGCGCAAGAGCUUUCUUCCAGCAUCUCCCCAAGACCUUUUCAAUGCUUAUUUAGCUGGAGCGGACAUUCUUUUGGCCUUUGUUGAAAGAUCACCAGCAAGCCUAACAAGCUUAGAAUGUCUUCUUCUACUCGGAAAAGUUUCUAUCAAUAUGGGCAAGCCUAAGCGAGCAUGGCUUGCCACCCGAAAAGCAAUAAACCAUGCCUUGCUACUUGGAUUACAUCGGCCUAAUCAAAGCAACAAUCGAAUAAAGCAACCUCUCUGGUCACAAGUCUGGCAAAUGGAUCGACAGCUUUCCUCGAUCUUAGGCGUGCCGUACUCCGUCCCUUAUUCCCAAUCUAGGCAUUGUAUAGAUGAAUCGAUUCCCGCUCAAAUAAUGCACCGUAUAAACAACGUUGUGUGCCACAUUGGUGAUAGAAACCAAGGCAUAGGGCAGCAUUCAAUCCCGGAAAUCGAGACUCAAAUUCAGGAAUGCGCCACUUUAUUCCCCGAGGAAUGGUUCAGUUUAUCAACAGAGGGUCUCUCAUUUGAGUUCAUAUACGCGCGACAAGUAUGCCUAAUGUAUCUCAUGCAAUUGAAAAAAAAUCUCUACCUCCCAGAUGUGCUCACAGCUUUACAAAAUCCCGAAGCCUCCCAAACUCAUCGUGAACAUGCUGUUCAAGCUUGCCGGGAAAUGGUAUCUGCAUACAAGGUUCUGCGCAACAGUAGCAAAUCGGCUUUGGUUAUAUGCGAUCUUAUGGACUUCAUCGUUUUUAGCGCGGCGCUCGUCCUUGCUCUACAUCUUCUAGCACCCCCAGGAUCUCGCAAUAGUUCCAGGGAUGCCGAUGACUGGGCUAUCAUCACACACCUGACUCUGACUUUUCGCCAAUUGUCACGGGCAAUUGAAUGCAGCGUUGCGAAACAAGCGGCAACACUCCUAGAAUAUCUAUAUGCGGCUCAUCAUCAUCAAUACGCUGGUCCAGAGGAGUAUGUCGCAGUGAUUCCAUGGUUUGGAAGAGUUAAAAUUUCUUGUGUACCGCGACAGCAACAUAUUGCAUAUCUACAAACUCCAUCUACAGACGACAAUGCGGAGAGCGUAGGGAGUUGUAUUGAAUUUGGCGUCAAUCUUCUGACUCCUACGACUGGGUCUGGGAACGAAUUAGAAUCAUGGUCAAUUCAACAUAUGGAAGAAGAGCUCGGAAUUGAUUGGACGGCUUUUGAUGAUGCCGAUUGGGAAUAUGACUGGCACCAAAUAUUCUACUCUACCAACCAUUAUGAAUCAACCGACUAAGCUUUCAUGCUAUCAGAUAUAGCGAAGGCACAAAAAAAAAGGUUUCAUGUGCAUAGCUCCUCU